Molecule: messenger RNA, 3066 nt
Organism: Suricata suricatta (meerkat)
Lineage: Eukaryota; Metazoa; Chordata; Mammalia; Carnivora; Herpestidae
Gene: ESYT3
Product: extended synaptotagmin 3
Exons: 23
Coding region: 179-2839 (886 amino acids)
Biological process (GO): lipid transport
Molecular function (GO): lipid binding
Source: RefSeq, a predicted model, not a curated record
AGCUCGCGGCCGCGAAGUCCUGGAGCUGAGCGCCCAGACCGCACCGGCGAGUCCCGCCGAGCAGGUGCGGGGCGGCGGCCGGGUCCUCGCACUUGGAGGACCGAUGUGCCCGGGUGUCGGGACGCGUGGACCUGAGCUCGGGUGAAGCUCUGGGAAAGGGUCACACGGCAGCGACGAAAUGCAAGCGGAGGAGCCCGGCGCCCCUGAGGUCUCGGGUGCCCAGGGAAGCCAGCGGACACCCAGCCCCGAGCCGCGCCUGUCCAGCCAACUGCUGCCUGAGCUAUACACCUUUGUGGCUCGAGUGCUGUUCUACUUGGCGCCCGUCUACCUUGCCGGCUACCUGGGGCUCAGCAUAACUUGGCUGCUGCUCGGCGCUCUGCUGUGGAUGUGGUGGCGCAGGAACCGCCGCGGGAAGCUGGGGCGUCUGGCCGCCGCAUUCGAAUUCCUAGACAACGAACGCCAGUUCAUUAGCCGCGAACUACGGGGCCAGCACCUGCCGGCCUGGAUCCACUUCCCAGAUGUGGAGCGGGUCGAGUGGGCCAACAAGAUCAUCUCGCAGAUCUGGCCCUACCUGAGCAUGAUCAUGGAGAGCAAGUUCCGGGAGAAACUCGAGCCCAAGAUCCGGGAGAAGAGCAUCCACCUGAAGACCUUCACCUUCACCAAGCUCUACUUUGGACAGAAGUGCCCCAGGGUCAACGGUGUCAAGGCGCACACUAACAAGCGCAACCGGAGGCAGGUGGUCCUGGACCUGCAGAUAUGCUACAUCGGGGACUGUGAGAUCAGUGCGGAGCUGCAGAAGAUGCAGGCUGGCGUGAACGGGAUCCAGUUGCAGGGCACACUGCGGAUCAUCCUGGAGCCCCUGCUGGUGGACAAGCCCUUUGUGGGAGCCGUGACCGUGUUCUUCCUUCAGAAGCCACAUCUGCAGAUCAACUGGACGGGCCUGACCAACCUGCUGGACGCGCCGGGAAUCAAUGAGGUGUCAGACAGCCUGCUGGAGGACCUCAUCGCCGCCCACCUGGUGCUGCCCAACCGCGUGACUGUGCCUGUGAAGAAGGGGCUGGAUGUCACCAACCUGCUCUUUCCUCUGCCCUGCGGAGUGACCAGAGUCCACUUGCUGGAGGCAGAGAAGCUGGCCCAGAAGGACGGCUUCCUGGGGAUCCGAGGCAAGUCAGACCCCUAUGCCAAGGUGAGCAUUGGCCUGCAGCAUUUCCGGAGCAGGACCAUCUACAAGAACCUGAACCCCACCUGGAACGAGAUAUUUGAGUUUAUAGUGUACGAAGUCCCUGGGCAGGACCUGGAGGUGGACCUGUAUGACGAGGAUCCUGACAGGGACGACUUCCUGGGCAGCCUGCAGAUCUGCCUUGGGGACGUCAUGACGAACAGAGUGGUGGAUGAGUGGUUUGUCCUGAACGACACAACCAGCGGACGGCUGCACCUGCGGCUGGAGUGGCUUUCACUCAUGGCCAGCCCGGAAGCUCUGACCGAGGACCAAGGUGGCCUCUCAACUGCCAUCCUCAUGGUCUUCUUGGAGAGUGCCUGCAACCUGCCGACAAACCCUUUUGACUACCUGAAUGGCGAAUAUCGAGCCAAAAAACUCUCUAGGUGUACCAAGAAUAAAGUGAGCAGAGACCCUUCCUCCUAUGUCAAGCUCUCUGUAGGCAAGAAGACGCACGUGAGCAAGACUUGUCCCCACACCAAAGACCCCGUGUGGAGCCAGGCGUUCUCCUUCUUUGUGUGCAACGUGGCAACCGAGGAGCUGCGUCUGAAGGUGCUUGAUGACGACCAGGAGUGUGCUCUGGGGGUGCUGGAGCUCCCCUUGUGCCAGAUUCUACCCUAUACGGACCUCACCCUUGAGCAGCGCUUUCAGCUGGACCACUCAGGCCUGGACAGCCUCAUCUCCAUGAGGCUAGUGCUUCGGUUCCUGCGUGUGGAAGAACGGGAGAUGGGGAGCCCAUACACGGGACCUGAAGCCCUAAAGAAAGGUCCUCUGCUCAUUAAGAAGGUGGACACCAGCCAGGACCCCAAAGCCCCAUCCCAGGGACAGGGCCCUGAAAAUUUGCCAUGCCCCCUAGACCCUGAUUCUGGCCCCAAGGAAGCCUCCAAGAGCACCAUGACAACCACCAGUGCCACUACUGUUGCCACCGAGCCCACACCCCAAGAGACAGGCCCAGAGCCCAAAGGCAAGGACACUGCCAAAGGGUCCUGUGACUCCACGGGGAAGAAGAAGAGUUCAACCACCAUCUUCCUGACUGUCCCAGGCCCACACUCUCCGGGGCCCCUCAAGUCACCCAGACCCAGGAAAUGCCCUGGCUCCCCAUUUGCAUGGCCGCCCAAGAGGCUGGCUCCCAGCAUGUCCUCGCUCAACUCCCUGGCUUCCUCCUGCUUUGACCUGACAGAUACCAGCCUCAACACUGACAGGACAUGCUUCUGGCAGCGGAGGCUGGGGGAGAUCCGGCUCACCGUGCGCUACGUGUGUCUGCGGCGCUGCCUCAGCGUGCUCAUCAACGGCUGCAGAAACCUGACCCCCUGCACCAGCAGGGGAGCUGACCCAUAUGUCCGGGUCUACUUGCUGCCAGAAAGGAGGUGGGUGUCCCGUAAGAAGACCUCAGUAAAAAGGAAGACCCUGGAACCUCUCUUUGAUGAGACAUUUGAAUUUUUUGUUCCCAUGGAAGAAGUAAAGAAGAGGUCACUAGAUGUCGCAGUGAAAAACAGCAGGCCGCUCGGCUCACACAGAAGGAAGGAACUAGGAAAAGUACUGAUUGACUUAUCAAAAGAGGAUCUGAUUAAGGGCUUCUCACAGUGGUAUGAGCUGACUCCAGAUGGACAGCCCCGGAGUUGACGAACGCCCUUACCACCUUUCUGUUAAAAUGUGUACAUUUGUAUAUUUUGUAAUUUAAAUCAGAAAGGCCAUUGAAAAAUAUAUACAUACAUUUUUGUGUGAAAUUUAAGUGCCUGACUGGAUGAUACUGGGAAGAGGUAAACAUAUGUAAAAGCAAGAACUACUCUCUCUUGGUUGGAUUUAAGUGUUCAAAUCCCAAAAGAAAUGGGGUAUUCAUGCCUAAUAAA